Messenger RNA from Syzygium oleosum, 1548 nucleotides. Its product is annotated as NAC domain-containing protein 66-like. The transcript is spliced from 3 exons. The record is from RefSeq and is a predicted model, not a curated record. Bases 148 to 1299 code for a protein of 383 amino acids. Gene Ontology annotation, biological process: regulation of DNA-templated transcription. NCBI's taxonomy places the organism in Eukaryota, Viridiplantae, Streptophyta, Magnoliopsida, Myrtales, Myrtaceae. Gene Ontology annotation, molecular function: DNA binding.
ACAGUGAGUCUCUCCAAAAGCAAAGCGGUAUGCUAUAUAUUUAUAUCAUCAGAACACUAGAAGAUACAUAACCCCUUUGAAGUUUCAAAAGCUUCUGCUUCAUCCAAAGGAUCAAUCAAUAACUUCAGGCUAUAUGCGUCAGAAGAGAUGGAUAUGAAUUUAUCCAUAAAUGGCCAGUCUCAGAUUCCUCCAGGUUUCAGAUUCCAUCCAACGGAAGAGGAGCUUCUGCACUACUAUCUGAGAAAGAAAAUGUCUCACAAAAAGAUCGAUCUGGAUGUGAUUCGCGAGGUCGAUCUUAAUAAGCUUGAGCCGUGGGACAUCCAAGAGAAGUGCAAGAUAGGAUCUGGGCCUCAGAGCGAUUGGUACUUCUUCAGCCACAAGGACAAGAAGUACCCGACUGGGACUCGAACGAACCGCGCGACAGCCGUGGGGUUUUGGAAGGCGACCGGCCGCGACAAGAUCAUAUACAGUGGCCCUACGAGGAUCGGGUUGAGGAAGACCCUCGUGUUUUACAAAGGACGAGCCCCGCAUGGACAGAAGUCGGACUGGAUCAUGCAUGAGUACAGGCUUGACGAGAGCUUGAACAAUUCCGUGGGUCCGAGUUUGGUUUGCGAGUCCUCGCCAGAAGAUGGGUGGGUGGUCUGCCGGGUAUUUAGGAAGAAGAAUCAUCAUAGAACACUAGAGAGUCCUAAGAGCACGUCGACCUCGUCCAUGGACACCGAGAUGCUGAUGAGUGCGAGCACAGACAGCAGUGUCCUGGAUCAGAUACUAUCGUACAUGGGAAGGACUAAUUUCGAAUCACCGGAGAAUUAUCCAGCACCGAUCAACAUCACCAAUAUGCAAACUCAACUGAUCCAUGGGAAGUUCUUGCACCUCCCAAGACUGGAUGAGAGUCCACACUUGGGUCAAGAGACCGGCUUGAGGACAUUUUAUCAAAAGUUCGACGAAAUCCGCAUACCAGAGAGCGAUGACCCCUCCCCCAAGCACACCAGUUCUGAUCAUGAACCAAAAGCUGGGAAUACUGGAAUUAAUGACUGGGUCGCAUUGGACCGGCUCGUCGCUUCGCAACUUAAUGGCCAGCUUGAGAUGACCGUCGCAUCCAAGCAAUCACCCUACUCCGGAGCUUCGAACCCGGUACUGGCCAGUCCAACUCUAGGUGAUCAUCAAGGAGAGCAACUGUCCCUGCUGCAGCUAAACAGACCCAAUCAAAUUUACAGUAGUGAGAACAGUUUCGAUUGGAGCUUCGGAAAGUCAUCGUCGGUGACGCCAUCGAACCCGUUGCACCACUUGUCAGUAUAAUUAUAGCCAAGAUAUAUCAUCAAUAACCAAUUAGCAGCUACUAUAGCAAAGCUACUACACUUUCCUGUGUACAUAGAUUACUUAGGAAUAAACGUGUUUCUAUACAAAUCUCGGUUAAAUAAUGCUUAGUCACAUGAUCUGAAAUAAUCAAUGCAGUGGCAUUCGGGCAUUCGGUCCUCCAAUACCUCAUCUUCAACGCGACAUGGAUUUGUUGUUUGUUAUGAAUUGCUGUUUUAGCUUCUUUUGGGA